AUGGCUUGCGAAAACGCAACUGAUAAUGAUUACAAAUUAGUCGAUAGGGACAGUGUUCUCCUGGAAGCUAUCUCUGAAAUCAAACAAAAAAUCGCUGAGAGGAACACUCUUCUAGCCGUUGAUUGUGAGGGAGAUUCCUUGAGCAGGAAGGGAGCCCUCACCGUCAUCACAGUAGCAACUGAGGAGAAAGUGUACAUAUUUGAUGUGCAAAAAUUGGGUCAAGUCGUUUUCAGCGGUGUACUUGGCGAAAUCCUCGAGGACAGCUCACGAGAGAAGUUGAUGUUCGAUUGCCGACAAGACUCUGACGCGCUAUGGCAUCAGUUUCAAGUUAAACUUAAAGGAGUCUUGGAUAUUCAGCUCCUUGAAAUCAUCUAUCGCCGUGAAAACCCUUCAGAAUCUACAGCUCGUACUCCCCAAGUCUCCACCAAGAAUAAACGCGGUUUUCAGUCCAACCGCCGCAGUCAGAGAAUACACGAAAUAGAAAAAUUAUAUGGUUUUGGUCAUUGCAUUGAGUUGUACCUCCAGGAUGAAAAAUUGUCCAAAGUAAAAGACAAAGGCAAAGAACUGCUAAAGGAAGAUGAGAAAGUGUGGAUAAAGAGACCACUGACGGAUGCUCUUAUACAAUACUGCAUUGUGGAUACCAUGGCCAUGUUCAGGUUGUACAACAAGAUGAAGGAUGUAAAUGGAGGGGAAUCGUCUCGUCUUCGAGUUGCAUCCGAAAAGUAUGUCGGUCUGUACCGAGGCAAAUCAGAAAGGUCCUUUGAUGAGUAUGAAACAAACGGGUACCUUCCUCUCGACAUCAUCCCCGAGAAAGGAACUCUGGAUUUUCCUGUCGUUAACACAGCAUGUACUUGCUGCGAUCGACUAUUUCCAAGGGAAGAAUUCAGUGUAACACAGCUAAGAAAAGGAGAGCAGAAAUGCAGGGUAUGCAAGGAAAUAAAACGCCUGGAUGAUGUGCAAAGGAACAGAGAAGAUAAUUGGGAGCGUGCUGCCCGCGAAGAGGAAGAGUGUGUUUACAUUCCUGAAGGAAUGUCUGACUAUGCGUUUAUUCACGGCCACGAACCCUGGGAAACUUCAUCUGACGUGUCUGACACAGACUACUACUGGUAA
Messenger RNA from Pocillopora meandrina, 1110 nucleotides. The record is from the annotation of a GenBank genome assembly. NCBI's taxonomy places the organism in Eukaryota, Metazoa, Cnidaria, Anthozoa, Scleractinia, Pocilloporidae.